UGAUUGGAUGGCAGCUUUGAAGGGUGUUUUUUCAAAUUGUAGUUUCUAAAUUGCUCGGUUGUAAAAACAUUUGACAAGAAGAGAGCGAGAAAGGUGGAAAAUACGUUAAACUUUCUGUCUGAAGAAAUGAGGACGACUGAGUUUGACUCUUCCUCUGAGGAUGAGGAGUUGGAUGAAGGACAGCUGACUCCGCUCCACAUUAGCUGGUUACCUCUGUCUAUAGUUGAAUGCUCACAGUACCUGGGAAUAUGUGCUCUACCAGGUUGCAAAUUUAAAGAUGUUCGUAGGUCCCUGCAGAGAGAUGUUGAUGAGCUGAAGAACCAGGGGGUGCAGGACUUGUUCGUCCUUUGCACCAGAGGGGAGCUUCACAUCUACAGAGUCCCCACCCUCCUGGAGGUCUAUGAGCAGCAAGGCUUCACCGUGCACCACACGCCUUUCCCCGACGGAGACGUCCCCGACUUAGAGCAGUGCUGCCAGAUCCUGAUGGAGCUGCAGCGCUGCCUUGAAAGCAACAGGAGGACCGUGAUCCACUGCUAUGGAGGCCUGGGACGAUCUGCUUUUAUCGCCGCCUGCCUGCUGCUCCAGCUCUCCUCGACACUCACUGCCAACCAAGCCAUCGAGUUCCUCAGAGAGCACAGAGGGGGAAGUGCCAUACAAACUGUGAAGCAGUACAACUUUCUGCAUGAGUUUCGGGAGAAGUAUGCUGCCUAUAAUGAAACCAGAGAGGCUCCCAAUGGGCGAUCGCUGUCUCUGUGAUUCUGGCUAAAAUGUUUUUGACUCAGAGAGGAAAAAAACUAUUGAAUGAAACUCUUCUUUCUUUUCUGCACCUCUAAGAGGUGAACUGUUAAAGAAUAAUAUAUUGCUUCUUUUGAGCUUUUGAAUGAGCCAAAAGCUUAGAUCUGGUUAUUCCUUUGGAUUAAAUGUAACAAGU
Cyprinodon tularosa is the source of this 931-nucleotide messenger RNA. It is a transcript of the gene cdkn3, whose product is annotated as cyclin-dependent kinase inhibitor 3. The record is from RefSeq and is a predicted model, not a curated record. The transcript has 8 exons. Bases 127 to 756 code for a protein of 209 amino acids. Gene Ontology annotation, biological process: protein dephosphorylation. Gene Ontology annotation, cellular component: nucleus. Gene Ontology annotation, molecular function: protein tyrosine phosphatase activity. Lineage: Eukaryota; Metazoa; Chordata; Actinopteri; Cyprinodontiformes; Cyprinodontidae.